Molecule: messenger RNA, 1665 nt
Organism: Chrysochloris asiatica (Cape golden mole)
Lineage: Eukaryota; Metazoa; Chordata; Mammalia; Afrosoricida; Chrysochloridae
Gene: LRRC71
Product: leucine rich repeat containing 71
Exons: 15
Coding region: 1-1665 (554 amino acids)
Molecular function (GO): protein binding
Source: RefSeq, a predicted model, not a curated record
AUGUCUGGCGAGACCAGUGGGCCAGGGGCCUCGCCUAGGGCCCCACGUCCCGGGACCCAGAAGAUAUAUGGCGCAGUGACCAAGAAGGGGGAACGCGGGACUAAGGAGAAGCCCGUGGCCAACUUGCAGCCGGUGGGCGAGGAGGAACCCAAGAACCCGGAGGAGUACCAGUGUUCUGGGAUCCUCGAGACCGACUUUGCGGAGCUUUGCACGCGGUCAGGCUACUUGGAUUUCCCCAAAGUUGUUGUCCGACCUCGACCCCCCUCAACCUUUGUACCUUCUGCCUCCAUGUCGGAAAAGCCCGCCCUAGAUGAGCAACGGCUGCUGUCAGGAUCCUGCAGCCUGAGCAGCCUGGAGAGCAAAUACGUGUUCUUCCGGCCCACCAUCCAGGUGGAGUUGGAGCAGGAGGACUCAAAGUCUGUGAAGGAAAUCUACAUCCGAGGUUGGAGGGUUGAGGACCGCAUUCUGGGAAUCUUCUCUAAAUGCCUGCCCCCCCUCAGCCAUCUGCAGGCCAUCAACUUUUGGAAGGUAGGGCUGACUGAUAAGACCCUGACCACCUUCAUCGCCCUCCUGCCUCUGUGCUCACCCACACUCAGGAAGGUGUCUCUGGAGGGGAACCCAUUGCCGGAGCAGUCAUAUCACAAGCUCAUGGGGUUGGACAGCACGAUUGCGCAUUUGUCUCUGAGGAACAACAACAUCGAUGACUACGGGGCACAGCUGCUGGGCCAGGCUCUGUCCACGUUGCACAGCUGCAACAAAACUCUCGUCUCACUCAAUCUGGCCUUCAACCAUAUUGGGGAUGAUGGCGCUGGCUACAUCGCUGAUGGCCUCAGGCUGAACCGCUCCCUGCUUUGGCUGUCUCUAGCCCAUAAUCGGAUCAAGGACAAGGGAGCCCUGAAGCUGGCUGAGGUCCUGCGCCCGUUUGAGCUGACGCACACCGAGGUGGUGGAACGCCGGCGCCUCCUCCUGGAAAAAGGGACACAGGAGCGAUUACGAUCGCCUUCCUCCUCUCGCCACAUGGACUUCAAAAGUGACCGGGAUAAGAAUCAGUUGCUAGGGGCCAGCAGUGCUGCACUGUCGGACAAGGUGUCAGCCAUGAAAACCCCCAAGAGCCUGGGCAAGAAAAAGGAGAAGCCAGGGGAAAUGGCCAAGAGAGAGGAGAAGUCAGGGCCUGGGCAGUCCCCCCCCCAAGGAACCCCUAAGAAAGAAGAUGCCUCAAAAGCAGGCAAAGGGAAGAUAUCUGUCCCUGAGCAGAAGCCAACCAAGGGGAAAGGGACCAAGACUGGGAGCAAAGAGAAGCGGAGCAUCCUCAUGGAGUCAGAGCUGGUCGCUGAAACGACAGAGAUGGUCAAUCCUCUCCUGGAACCCGUGGCACACAGAGAUGGAAAAGUUUUUAUGCCUGGGAACAAGGUCCUUUUGCACCUCAACCUCCUCAGGAACCGCAUCACAGAGGUGGGACUGGAGGGCUUCCUUGCUGCAGUGCAGUACCAGGUGCAGGUCUCCAAGUCCAGGAGUCCCAUGGGGCUACUUUGGCUGUCCCUGGCGAAAAAUUACUUCCCCUCACAAUGUCCUAUGUACACCAUGAUCCAGGAACUGAUGCUGCCAAGGGACCCCAUGAAUAAGGUCAAGCCCAAAGAGGAGGAGGCUGUGGCUUUCUCCAUCUAA